AUGACAAACAACCCCGAUGAAUCGGCGCCCGAUGAGCUGCGCUACCCCCCGGGUACCGUGGUUCUCGUCUCCAGACGCGAUUCUGCAGCUGGGGUUGGAGGGGAAAUUGUUCUGAGCCCAGCACCCUCCGACAACCCCAACGAUCCUCUCAUGUGGUCAGCAUGGCGAAAAUCCUUGAACUUUGCCCAACUCUCAGCAAUGUCGAUUAUCAUUUCAACCUCCAUCGCCAUGCAGCCCGUGUUCUGGGCGCAAAUGCGAAAGGAUAUCGGUGCCUCGUUUCAAGAAAUGGCGAAUUCCUUGUCAUGCGCGUUGGUGGGCCUUGCCAUCGGAUGCCUGGUCUUUAUUCCCUUUACCAUCAAGUACGGACGGCGGUCGUCCUUUGUUUUGCCCACGGCCAUCAUCGCAAUCACUGCCUGGUGGGCUGCGUACAUGAAAACAGUCGGGGAACUAUACGUGACAGCAUUGUUAUUCGGUCUUGCUGGAGCGACUAGUCAGACCGCCAUCGAAAUGAGUAUCAACGAUCUAUUCUAUGUUCACCAGCGAGCGACGGCAAACGGCGUCUACGUUGCGACAAUUAUGGUUGGGAAUUUUCUUGUGCCGAUGGCGGCUGGCGCUGAAGCUGUGCACAUGGGCUGGAGGGCAUGCUUCAAAACUCUGGCGGCAAGCGUCACCGCUCUAGUGGUCAUCAUGGUCUUCGCCCUCGAGGAGACAAAGUUUAUCAGAGACGUCGACAUCAACGCCGUCGAUGCAGGCAUUUCGGCUGAAGGUGUGAAGGACGAUGAAGCUGGAAUCGCACACAAGGCUCCAGAAACGGCAUCUGGCGCUAUCCAUUGUGAAACUCAGGCCAGCCGUGUCCCGAAAACGUAUUGGCAGCGGCUUAGGUUCUUCACGACAACGCCCGAAUCGCUAUGGACCGUAGCAAAACUGCCGUUCUACACGUUUUGGUUCCCGCACGUGGCAUUCAGUUCACUGCAGCUGGCCGCGGUGCAGACGUUCUACUCGGUCCUGUCUUCCAGCACAUCCAUUAUUUUUUCCAGCCCUCCUUACAACUUCAAUGCCGCUCAGAUCGGAUACAUGUCCACUGGUCUUUGCAUUGGAGCGAUCCUAGGUGCUGUGUAUGGUGGCUAUUUUACUGAUCGGGCAAUGUUGUGGUUCGCCAGACGAAACAACGGUGUGUUCGAGCCGGAGAUGCGCCUCUAUCUACUGCCCCUCCCGGCCGUUACGAUGCUCGUCGGUUUGAUUGUAAAUGGUUUUACAGCGGACAAGGGAAUGCACUGGAUCUAUCCCAGCAUUGGUAGGGUAAUUUUCGGCUUUGGCAACAGUGCGGCGACGGACACGUUCUUCACCAUUGUCAUCGACGCAUUUCCUGCCCUCGUCGGACAAACCUUUGUGUCUGUCGUAUUCUUCCAAAAUGCCCUGAGCAUUGCUGGUCCAUUUGCGAUCGAGACCUGGCGGCAUAAUAUGGGAAUCACAAACAUGUUCAUCACCGCAGCAGUGCUGGGGCUCGUGAUUAAUGCGUUGGCCAUUCCGUUGGUGAUCUGGGGUAAGCGAGCCAGAAUUGCCGUGGCCCCGCGCUAUCACCAGUUAGCCAAGGCAGGCCUCAGGAAGUAA
Molecule: messenger RNA, 1611 nt
Organism: Akanthomyces muscarius
Lineage: Eukaryota; Fungi; Ascomycota; Sordariomycetes; Hypocreales; Cordycipitaceae
Exons: 7
Coding region: 1-1611 (536 amino acids)
Biological process (GO): transmembrane transport
Molecular function (GO): transmembrane transporter activity
Source: RefSeq, a predicted model, not a curated record